AUGGCUCGGAUAUGUCCCCACACAUUUCUUCCUGUGAAAUGUGAACCCCCCAAGGAAGUGCUAAAAUUUCAGCAACUUCCAAGAGGUACGCCAGAUGCACAUGGACCAUCAAUAUACGACUCUGUCACUCCACCAGUUAUGAACAAGUAUCAUCAGACAAGGUUUGCUGAUGCACUGACUAAAAAACAAUGGGAUGUUGAGAAAAAAAUUCACAAGGUGUAUCUUAAACCUGGGUAUUGCAUCCAUUGUGAUCUUAAAGAAAUAUUGCACUUGAGGCCAAAGAACCAGUUUAAAGCACUGGUCCCUGGUGCGAUGCAUUUGCGGUGGAAACCAGCUGUUCUACAAGUGACUUUAAGCAAUGAAAAGAAAGCUCCACCGAUUCCAUAG
Molecule: messenger RNA, 387 nt
Organism: Dovyalis caffra
Lineage: Eukaryota; Viridiplantae; Streptophyta; Magnoliopsida; Malpighiales; Salicaceae
Source: the annotation of a GenBank genome assembly